Messenger RNA from Bradysia coprophila, 5576 nucleotides. Its product is annotated as transmembrane channel-like protein. The record is from RefSeq and is a predicted model, not a curated record. Gene Ontology annotation, molecular function: mechanosensitive monoatomic ion channel activity. NCBI's taxonomy places the organism in Eukaryota, Metazoa, Arthropoda, Insecta, Diptera, Sciaridae. Gene Ontology annotation, cellular component: plasma membrane.
CGCGACAUAUUAUGCUGGAGUUGGCCGUGCCUGUACUCAUUUUGGACGUACAAUUUAAAUGGAAAGGUGUUUACAAGGUGGGGAUGUUCACUAUACGUGUUAACUGAGGAUAUCAUUUACGGUAUGUACUUUACUGUACGUAUAAUUCAGUGGAAAAAUUAUGUAAUAAAAAACUUGCUUUUUUUCACAUUACCGCCACUUUGUACAGAACAUUAUAUAGUCUCUGUUUAGAUUGAAUGAUUGUAACUAGAUACACUUCAUUAGUUACUUUACACUUUUAGUGUACUUUUAUUCGCGUAGACAAUAGGAACGCAAAAUUUGGACAUUUAGCCAAUUUUCUAGUUUAUUCAUUGAAACUGUGCUAUCCGAGAAUCUUUGUCGGUCGAGUUGCUGAAGUGACAAAAUUGACGGGGGCAGAAAUGAGUGAGCCUAGUUCGUCUAAGGACACACCAAAACCGGGAAUAUUACGUUUGGAUAUUCACAAGGAUAAACCUAGACGUUCAUCGGGGGGUUCUGUCGAAUUUCGAAAUCAACCCGAAUUACAGCGAGAGCAACAGGAGCCGUCUAUUUCAUCUACCUCAUCACAAAAUUCUGGCGUAAAAUGGGCUAUUCUCGAAAAUUUGAAUGAAAUCGCAAGUUUAACAGACGAUCAAUUCGAAGAGGUUCAAGCACGCUUAAAAACUCUAGUCAGUCCUCAACGUAAACCGUCCCAUAACCCCAAUGAAAAGAAGGAAAGAAAGAGCCGUCAGACACCUAAAACUCUUCUGCCGAUAUAUAUGGAACCGCUGAGCCCAUUACAAAUUCCAGAUUCUGACAAUUUAAAUUCUGAAGACGAAGACUAUUCAGUUUCUGUAUCUGCUGUAAUACAACGUCGAGCUAGCACUAAGGGCCGUAGAUUCAGUGGAUUCCUAAGCCCAAGAAGAACAUCCAGCCAAAUGAGUCAUAUCAUAAUACCCGGUGAUCGACGUCGUUCCAGCGUCUUUACAACCAGUUCUGGAGAUACGGCAAUAUCAUUCGGUGAUGGAACCCACCAGGAAUCAACGAAAGAACAAAUCUUUGAAAAUAUUCGCUUGCACAAAGAAGUGCUGCAAUCUGUCAAAUUACAGCCAUGGAGCAUGCGCAGAAAAUUACGUUUAGUUCGACAAGCUAAAGAAUACGUUGCCAGGCAUGAGGGAGCUUUACAUGAACGAUUUGCAAUGUCGCGUAGUACGAAAGAUUUGUGGGCCCGAUUCAAAAUUUGGUUGGCAGCUAAAUUUCUGCACUGGAAGAGAGAAAUCGAAAAUCUAUCAACGGUACUAAUUCCAUGGGAACUGCGCAUCAAAGAAAUCGAAUCUCAUUUUGGGUCCGUGGUUGCCUCGUAUUUCACGUUUCUUCGAUGGCUUUUCUGGGUGAACAUUGUGAUAGCCGUUGUUUUAACAGCUUUCGUUGUUAUGCCUGAAUUUUUGGCGUCCCAAUGGUCGAACAAUAAGGACGAUCCCCGGAAAAACAUGUUAACCUUAGAGAAGGCAAAUGCCACCAAGUUUACAUCGAUAUGGGACUUUGAAGGUUUCUUAAAAUAUUCGCCACUGUUUUAUGGCUACUACUCUGACUUCUCGGAUACUGUCCAUUGGCACUAUGAUUUACCGUUAGCGUAUUUCUUGACUGGUCUCUUGGUGUACAUUUACAGUUUCUGGGCCACGCUGAGAAAAAUGGCAGAGAAUUCUAGAACGUCCAAACUUUCAUCUAAAGAUGAUGAGUGCGUUUUUUCUUGGAAAUUAUUCACAGGCUGGGACUUUAUGAUAGGCCAUGCCGAAACUGCUCAUAAUCGUAUAGCAUCGGUUGUGUUAGGGUUCAAAGAGGCUCUACUGGAGGAAGCUGAAAAGAAAAAGGACAAGAGAAAUUGGAAAGUCAUAGUUUUACGUAUAAUCGUCAAUUUGGUGGUGAUAAAUUUACUCGGAGUGUCGGCCUACGCAGUCGUAAAAGUAGUCAGUCGAUCUACAGGAGAAUUACCGAACGAUUCGUAUUGGCGCCGCAAUGAAAUCACGCUUGUCAUAACUUCAAUAACGUUCUUCUUUCCAAUGUUCUUCGAAGUGCUCGGACUCCUCGAACGAUACCACCCACGGCGUCAGCUGAGAAUGCAAUUGGCCCGAAUUAUGGUGUUGAACUUGCUGAACUUAUACGCCCUUAUCUUUGCACUGUUCGAUAAAAUCGAAAAAAUGAGCGUUACAUCGGAAGACCUUAAAGUGAAUAUAACGAGACUCCGGGACGAAGCCUAUUUAGCCACUCUCCAUUCACUCUCGGACGGUGGAUCAAAACAUCUGUUAAGCCAUAGCGACGGCUACUUACCGUUCACAACUGAUUUGUACCCCACACCUACAAAUAUGCCGGUCACUGAAGAAACAACAGCCUAUUUCGAUACUACAACGCCCAUGUGUCGUAACGUUUCUGUGCGUUGCGAUACAUCGACUGCACCCAAUCAGACCAUGAUGAUAGCUGCGAUCGCAUCGAUUCUGCUGUCUUCAACAAUGCGACCGGAGUACAUGUCGAAUCCUACGACUGCAUUCGAUGUGACCGACCAAUACGGAAGCAGUACGGAAGCGUAUGACUAUUCUACUGAAUAUUCUACUGGCAAUUCAACUGACUAUCCCACCACGGCGUUUGAUGGGAAUGCAACACGUCGAUUCAAACGGGAAACUGAUGAUGAUGACUAUGAGUAUUACGACAAUGCAAUCGCCGAUCUCUACGCGGAAAUUCAAGAAGGAACGUAUUCUUCGACCAGUUUGAAUGGAAAUGAGAGCGAUAUUUUUGCGACAAUAUCAACAAUUCUUGAUAACAUUAGAUCGACCUCUUCGACUGAUGACAACAUGGCUGAUUAUGAGCGAUUUGUGAGCGAAAAGGUAACGGAAUACUAUGAGUCUACUGCAACCGAGGAGACCUGCUUCGCAAUAGUUUGCGACACGACAUUAUCGCCCAGUUCUGAUGAAUCAACAUCGCCUAGUUCUGAUGCAUCAUCAUCGCCCAGUUCUGAUGCAUCAACAUCGCCUAGUUCUGAUGCAUUUUCGAUUACAGACACAACAUCUGAACGAUAUGAACAGUCUGAGACUAAAAAGGACAUGUAUGAACCGACGGUCAUCGAACCCGAUGGUUCUAGCAAAAACUCGACUAACAAUAGCACAAAGCCCAAAGAAAGUCUGAUCAAGUUUGUAAGCAGAAUGGAUGAGGCCGAGCAGUUGCCGUUACGUAAAUUGUGUUGGGAGACAAUGUUCGGUCAGGAAUUGGUGAAGUUGACUGUAAUGGACCUGGUAGCGACGGUUGGAUCCAUAAUAUUCGUGGAUUUCUUUAGAGCCCUGUUUGUCAGAUUUUUUAACAAGUGUUGGUUCUGGGACUUAGAAAAACGGUUUCCGAAGUACGGGGACUUCAAAAUAGCCGAGAACAUUUUGCACCUGGUCAACAACCAAGGUCAAGUUUGGAUGGGAAUGUUUUUCUCACCAGGUCUGGCGAUCCUGAAUCUCGUAAAAUUAGUGAUUAUAAUGUACCUACGGUCGUGGACAGUUCUGACAUGCAACGUACCACACGAAGUCGUGUUCCGUGCCUCAAGAUCAAAUAACUUUUAUUUAGCGCUGCUGUUGACGAUGCUAUUCCUUUGCGUUUUGCCAGUCGGUUACGCCAUUGUUUGGCUGCGCCCGUCGUGGCACUGCGGACCAUUUUCAAAUUAUGACGAAAUUUAUUUAAUUUUCACGGAUACAUUGAAAAAAGUCUUGUCAAAAGAUGUGCAUGAACCGUUGAAGUAUAUAUCAUCGCCUAGCACUGUGAUACCCUUACUUCUACUACUGAUUUUGAUCAUUUACUAUCUGGUAUCGGUAACGAAUGCUCUACGAGAAGCUAAUCAGGACCUUAGGCUGCAGUUACAAAGGGAACGCACUGAAGGUCGUAAGAAAAUGCUAAAAAUUGGUCAAGCCAAAACUGAUGAUACUGGAAAUGGUGGAGCUAUGGAUCGAUGGCGUAAAGUAUUGGAAGCUUCGUCACCAUUGACGCCAUCUGGAACGGGAGCACCGAUUGAUCAGGACGAAGUGAAGAUACAAGCAAGAAAGGAACUCUUGGCUCGUAUAAUGCGAAAAGCCCUUCGGAAGUCUUCGGUUUCGGAAGACGACAGCAUUCCACUUCAUCCGCAAGAUGACGAAACUGACACGGAGCAACACGACUCAUUGCCCCAUGACUAUGACACCCAUCAUUCGUCUCGUAAAAAAUCAUCGGGCAAAAAGAGUCGACAGAAUUCUAUCGACGAAAAGAAGCCAGCGACGGCAACGCGCCAAAGGAAAUCGUCUACGUCUCGCUUGAAAGACAUUGUGCAGGUUGCUGCAGCUAAAAAGGAUUUAGCAAACGAACAUCCGAGUGGCCGGUACAAAAUUGACAAAGUUAUCAAUACGCAACCGAGGAGUGAACAACCGAAACCACCUCAAUAUCGAAUGGAACCCGAUACCGAUCAACAAGUCGUAUCAGAACGUCGACGAAGUCUACUUCGACGUCAAGGUAACCUAGUUUCGAAUCGGGCCGACAUACCCACAAUCCCAUCGGAAUCAUCGCAGGAGAAGCAGAACAUCAGCUAUGAAAUCAUCAACGAACGGAACCAAGAAGUGGAACUACGCGCAAAAAGUCAAAGUCAAAGGUCGAAAUUGGAACCGGAAAUUUUUCGAUUUGAUCGCGAUGACAUUUACCGGAACGAUGAUAUCAGUGACGAUGACAACACCAGCUACAAAGAGAUUGAAUUUCCCAAAGUGGGAACGUCGUCCCAUGAAUCGAAAAGCCAAAGUUCCAACGAAAUCUGUUGGAAUCAAAAUGUGCCGGACGACAUUAUGCUGGGCAUCGACGACUCAGAAGCGAAACACUCAGCUUCCGGUUCGUCGACGCCCGAGUAUGCAACAGUUGUGAAGAGGAAGCCGGCAAAAUUGGAAAAUAUUUCCGCUCACAAGGGGGAGCCCACAAAACCGAUUGCGAUCGACUCAAAAUCGACGACCGAGAAGCCCAAACGGAGAUUCAAUUCCUUUUUAGCUUUAGUGAGGGAGGCUGUGUCGACGAAAAAACAGGAAAAUUUACACGACUCAGCCGAUACAAGUGUGGACAUUCAAGACUACGACGAAUUGGUGACGGAAGAAAGUGAAUCACUGAAUUCACGCAAAGGAUCGCGAAAAAUCUAUCGCUUUGAUGCAAAAAAUAAGCGGAACGACUCAAGCAGCUCGUUGUGGUCGGACAAUAUACCGGUGAUUACGAUCAGUAAAACGGAAAGUGACGAAUGCAUUUUGGAAGGCAAUUCCAACGAAUCGUUGCACAAGGCAAAGAAAAACGGUAAGCCGGAAGAGGGAAGUGUACAACCAAAGUAGUUUGGUGUUUGAUGGGGUCAGUCACUCUGAUUAACCACUCGUAAAUCGUAGUUAAUCUUUGGAUAAUCAGGUUUUAAUCGAAAAAAGAGCAUACCCCUUUGCAGAUCAGUUGUUGAAAUAUUUUGGAAACGUGUGUACAAGUCGAAAGCGUAAUUUGUUACUAGUUGGAACAGACGUCAACUUAAAAAAAUUAUCUGUGCAGCAGUUUUCUCAUCUUCA